Molecule: messenger RNA, 720 nt
Organism: Pestalotiopsis fici W106-1
Lineage: Eukaryota; Fungi; Ascomycota; Sordariomycetes; Amphisphaeriales; Sporocadaceae
Exons: 2
Coding region: 1-720 (239 amino acids)
Molecular function (GO): glyoxalase III activity
Source: RefSeq, a predicted model, not a curated record
AUGUCGCCACAACGCCGUGCCCUAAUCAGCGUCACUUCUGCCCAAGCAACUCUCUUCAAUGGCACCGAGACCACAGGUCUGUUCAUUAGCGAGGCUUUGCACCCUUACAAUGUCCUACGCGCUGCAGGGUUCGAGGUUGAUCUAGCCUCCGAGACUGGUUCCUACACUCCCGACUGGCUGUCUCAGCAGCCCGACUUCCUCCAGGGCGAGGACUUGAAGACAUGGGAGGAUACCAACAGCGAAUUCCGUAAGAAGCUCGACAAUAUGCCCAAGGCGGCAGACCUUGACGCUUCUCGGUAUGGUCUGUUCUAUGCAUCAGCCGGUCAUGCCGCCUUGAUCGACUAUCCGACUGCCACGUCUCUCCAGAGGAUUGCGGAAGAAGUCUGGGCAAAUGGUGGUGUGGUCGCUUCAGUCUGUCACGGGCCAGCCAUCUUUGCCAAUCUAUUGGACCGCGCAACCGGCGAGCCACUGAUCAAGGGCAAGAAGAUUACAGGUUUUACCACCGAGGCCGAGCACACUAUGAAGAUUAUGGACGAUCUUCGGAGUUGGAACACCGAAAUGGUCGAGGAGAUUGCGGAGCGACUUGGUGCAACGUAUCAACGAGCUCCUGGUAUUUGGGACGACUACCAUGUGAUAGAUGGUCGUCUUGUCACUGGCCAGAACCCCGCCAGUGCAGCAUCUACUGCCAUUGCUGCCGUCAAAGUUUUUGAACAGCUAUAA